Molecule: messenger RNA, 597 nt
Organism: Rhizopus microsporus ATCC 52813
Lineage: Eukaryota; Fungi; Mucoromycota; Mucoromycetes; Mucorales; Rhizopodaceae
Product: dihydrofolate reductase
Exons: 2
Coding region: 1-597 (198 amino acids)
Biological process (GO): glycine biosynthetic process; dihydrofolate metabolic process; folic acid metabolic process
Cellular component (GO): mitochondrion
Molecular function (GO): dihydrofolate reductase activity; NADP binding
Source: RefSeq, a predicted model, not a curated record
AUGGCAGCAGUGUUGGUUAAAACUCGUGGAAUAGGUGUUAAUAAUGCACUACCAUGGAGUAUUCCUGGAGAUUGGCAAUACUUUGAACAUGUUACCACAAAAUCAUACGGUGAUCAGCCAUUAGAUAAAACAGAUCCAACAGCCUGGAGUAACAUUGCCAUUAUGGGUCGUAAAUCAUAUGAGUCUUCUCCAAUGAAUGGAAUUCCAUUAGCCAAUCGUCUCAACAUCAUUGUAUCGAAGAAUAAGAACUAUAAAGUGCACCCAGACGCUACUUUGGCUUCAAGUUUGGAAGAAGCUUUUGCAAUGGCACAAGCUUUAGCAAAGAAAGACACACGAAUAUUCUUAUUGGGAGGACAAAAGGUGUAUGAAGAUGGUAUCCUACUAUCAGACUGCACACAUAUCCUCAUCACAAACAUAUACGAUCACUCUUCUACUCCUGUUCUAUGUGAUACAUUUAUGCCAGAAAUUGACCUUAAUAUAUACAGACUAGCCACACAUGAUGAGUUGCAGGAAUAUAUACAAGAAAACGAUAUCCCAAAAGGAAAGCAAAGACAUAUGGAUUUUGAAUAUGAGUUCUUGCUUUAUGUACGAAAAUGA